CAGACACCAAUUGUACAUUUACAUGAUUUUUGGUACAGCACAAACUUUUUCAUACGCAACCAGGCAAAUACAUGUAGGUUUAUUGGUUAAAGUUUACAUGAAUUACUGGUCCCGUUUGUGUCGUCAUAUUUUUCAAGAAACUUCUUUGUGGAUACCGUUCAGCUUUGAAAUGAGGUUACUUUUCCUCAAAAGCAGUUAUGUACAGAGGUUAAAUUUAUGCGAAACCACAACCAGCUGGCUUUUUUCAAACGAAAAGGUUGACUUAUUUAGCCUGCGAUGCAGAAUAUACGGAGUUUUGUACGUAGAUGUUUACUACAUGUUGGGUAGAAGAGAAUUGUAUCUUCGUCGAACGAAUAAUAAUGGAAUUCUUCAGUAAUAAAGAGAUUAUUGUUGAAUGCAUUACUUUUAUACAUCGAUUUUGAUAAUUACGUCCAUCAUUUAAAAGUCAUUAAAUCCUUGUUAAACUUGUGUCUACGAUCCAAAUAGCAUUUUCAACAUUAACAUAGUACUCAAACUAUCUUCGUGAAAUUGCUAACAAAGGUUGUGAUAAACAUGGUAAAAUAUGGAAGGAAAUAAUGCCUUUGUGUCAAUCGAAGGACGGAAAGUCGAGAUCAUAAUGAUAAGGUCCAAGUAAAUUCUGUGAUCCAUAAUAAUGUUGAAACCUGGCUCGAGUCCCGUUGACUGGUGUGAGAGUAAUUAUUUAUACUCACCAUUUAUUGCAGAAUAUGUAAAUACAUUCAGCAACGUCUUAUUCUUUGCUCUUCCUCCAAUACUAAUGUGGUUGUUUCGCCCUUAUGGACAAGUAUUCAAUCAAGGAGUUCAUAUAAUAUGGGGAAUGCUAAUCGUCGUAGGCAUUUGUAGUGCAUACUUUCAUGCUACGUUAAGUCUUCUUGGACAAUUGUUGGAUGAAUUGGCUAUCCUGUGGGUUGUAGCCACUGCAUUUGCGUUGUGGUUUCCGGCAAGAUACCUCCCGAACUAUUUUCGACGCAAAAGGUAUGCCUUCCAGUGCCUUAUUUUGAGCGCAGCAGUUGUGAGUUCUGGCUUGGCCCUCGUUCAGCCAGCGAUGAACGCUUUUGUUUUGAUGAUUUUGGGUCUUCCGGCAUUGUACUUGAUGAUUUCAGAGCUCAACCGGUGCACAAACUCUCGAGUUUUACGUCUAGGUGCUAGAUGUGGUUCCAUUUGGAUCUUGGCAGUGUUUUGCUGGGUAAAUGAUAGAAUGUUUUGUGAUACGUGGUCGUACCUGAACUUUCCUUAUCUUCACGCAAUCUGGCAUAUACUCAUUUUUAUUGCCGCUUACACAGCAUGUGUGCUCUUUGCCUUUUUCGAUGCAGAAAAUAAGAUCCCAGAGAAAAAUCCUGAGCUUAAAUUUUGGCCGAGCGACAACUAUGAAUUUUUGGGCGUUCCAUACGUUGGUUUGUCGGGAAUCUCUUGGGAAAUGGAUCAUGUCAUUAAAAAGCAACAUUUAAUUUGAAUCUUCAACUGAUACUGAACUGAAUUUUUAAGCUUUAAUUGUUUACGUCAUAACAAACAAUGAUAUACUUGUCUAUGAAUCCUGGUGCUUGCAUAAAUGUAUCAACUUACGUCAAUUAUUAAUUUUCAAUCGCUUGCGUAUUGUUCGUAUAAAAUGGAUCAUUACAUUGCAUUGUCUCAGAGUUUGAAUCUACAAGGAUAUAUAUUUACGUAGUUCGUUCGGUUCGGGCUGCUCAGUUCCUUUUUGUUAUUAGUUUUGUAUUAAAUUUGUUUACAAACAUAAUAAAACUGAUUUAUGAAACAUG
Messenger RNA from Folsomia candida, 1775 nucleotides. It is a transcript of the gene bwa, whose product is annotated as alkaline ceramidase. The record is from RefSeq and is a predicted model, not a curated record. Gene Ontology annotation, molecular function: hydrolase activity, acting on carbon-nitrogen (but not peptide) bonds, in linear amides. Lineage: Eukaryota; Metazoa; Arthropoda; Collembola; Entomobryomorpha; Isotomidae. The transcript is spliced from 12 exons. The coding region runs from base 653 to 1471 and encodes 272 amino acids. Gene Ontology annotation, biological process: ceramide metabolic process. Gene Ontology annotation, cellular component: membrane.